UCAUUUUUGCUUGUGUUGCCAGAUAACACAGGCGCUUACAUGUGGUUUAGUUUAUCUGUUGAUUCAACUUAGUAUAUAUUUUUAAAAGCUACAUUUGGGCUUUGGGAAGAUUCAGGGGAGAUUCGUUUACGAAAAGACACUACUUAUUUUAAGCUGGCGAAAGAAUCAUAAUGUCACAGGCCACUAAACGCAAGCACGUUGUCAAGGAGGUUCUUGGAGACUUUGUGAUGCCAACAGAGAACCAACAGAUUGUGAAGGUGACUGGUAGCCGUGGCAACAACCUCCAUGAGACCAUCACAGCUCAGGGCCAGAUGUUCCUGGUGAGCAUGCCCACCAAAUUCCGCAAGAACAUUUGGAUCAAGAGAGGAGACUAUGUGAUUGUGGAUCCAAUCGAGGAAGGAGAGAAGGUGAAGGCAGAAAUCAGCUCCAUUCUCUACAAAGAUCACAUUGAGUACCUGCAGAAACAUCAUCUGUGGCCUGAGGGCUUCGCCAAGGAAAGCAAGCCAAACCAGGAAGACCACACUGAGGAGAAUGUAGAAGAGGAGGACAGCUCGGGAGACUCCGAGGACGACGAAGCUGAUCUCUUUGUCAACACCAACCGCUGCACCUACCAGUACAGCGAGAGCGAGGAGGAAGAGGACAGUGAGGCUGAGGGUGAAGAGGAACGGACAGAUUCUUAGUGGCAGCACUGACGACACACUUCUUGUUCUUACAACUUCUUUAUGGACCUGGUAUCGCAGCCAGUCGGAUGCUUUGACGGCUGGACUCAUUCCUGAUGAAAUGUUGGUGCAGGGGCACCCACAUGAAAGACUUUUUAUGUCGAAGCAUUUCCAUCUUAUUCAUUCCUGUGCUUGUAUUUACAUCUUAAAACAGUGCUUCUCUAACAGUGGGGCGGGCCCACCUGGGUGGGGCGUGAGAGGCGGGGGGGGACUAUUCUCAUAAAAUGUCUUCAAGGUUGGCAUGUGUGGUUGUGUUGAUGCUGGUGCCAGCAACUCAUGCAGUGGUUUGUACAGAUAAAUAAAUUAAUAUUACAGGUUUACAAUAGUAUUUCAAAUGACAAGAUUUACACAAAAUCUUGUGAAUUUCACAGAUUACAAUUUAGGGAAGUUCAUGUAUGACAGGUAGGGGCGGGUACCGAAAGCUGUACUUUUAUAGGCACGGACUGAAUUCCAUCUGUACUACCGAGCGUCGACUCACGUGAAAUCAAAAGGUACCAUGUUUCGGUACCUAAACACCAAUUUCAGUGGAGUGUUUGCAACAACAUUCAAUUCACAAGUGAAGAAGAUGAAGACAGAGGUAGAUGGCAAUGAUAACACCAACAAGGAGACAAAUUAAAGCUAUAGAAGCGGAAAUAAGUAUAAAUAUUUUUUUUAUGUACAUGGAUACAAUAAAACCUACCUGGGUCGCACGGUGGUGCUGUGGUUAGCAUGUUGGCCACACAGUCGCAGUCAGGAGAUCGGGAAGACCGUUGGGCAUUUUCUUUGUGGAGUUUGCAUGUUCUACCCGUGCGUGCGUGUGUUUUCUCCGGGUACUCCGCUUUCCUCCCACAUUCCAAAAACAUGCAUGUUAGGUUAAUUGGCGACUCUAAAUUGUCCAUAGGUAUGAAUGUGAGUGUGAAUGGUUGUUUGUCUAUAUGUGCCCUGCGAUUGGCUGGCGACCAGUCCAGGGUGUACCCGCCUGUCACCAGAAGUCAGCUGGGAUAGGCUCCAGCCUAUCCCCGUGACCCUAAUGAGGAUAAGCGGCAUAGAUGAUGGAUGUUUAAUAAAUCAAAGAAGACACUUGACAUGACACCAAAAUGUAAUUUUUGUAUUCACAGAUAAAUGAAAAUGGACUCAAAAUCAUAGGUGUGUAUUUUGUUAGUAAUAAGUAUACAAUAACACAUCAGUAGAUUGCAUAAAAAAUAUGAAAAAGAACAUUCACAACCAACAUGUUUAGUGCAGUAAUACUUUAUUUAGUAAAGUAAGACUGGAAUGUUCAUAUACAACAAUUCAGAUGUAAUUGACAUGUAAACCAGCAAUGAAAAAUAAUUCACCACAUAGGAGAAAGUUUGUAUUGUAUAGUGUGAGCAAUCUACCACAAUGGCAGUUUUUUUUCUAUGCCUCUGGUGAGCAUCAGAUAUCAUUUAAUCAUUUAACGCUCUGGGGUCCCUUUAAUUUGCUCCUCGUUGAAAUUCAGGACAAAAAGAAGUAAGUCUACUCUCAAAAACUGCUAUAAAAACGUAAGAUUCAUAUUUUUUUCUACUUUUUUUGCUUGGAUCUCUGAAUUACGACGGAGUAUUAGAGCCACGUUGGAAAAGAAAUCUGAGAUUUUGAGGAUAAAGUCGUAAACCUACAAGAAAAAAGUCAUUUUACAAGAAUAAAGUCGGAAAUUUAUGAUUAAAAAAAAGUUGUAAUAUGAGAAUAAAGUCAUUUUACAAGAAUAAAGUCGGAAAUUUAGGAUUAAAAAAAGUUGUAAUGAGAAUAAAGUCGAAAAUUUACUAGAAAAAAGUCAUUUUACAAGAAUAAAGUCGGAAAUUUAUGAUAAAAAAAGUUGUAAUAUCAGCAUAAACUCAGAAAUUUACUACAAAAAAGUUGUAAUAUUUUGAGAAUAAAGUGGUAAAUUGACUAGAAUAAAUAGUAAUGUCACGUGUGUUUCGUGUCACGAAAGUAGAGCAUAGCUUUUCAGGAAGGAAAGAAACUUUCCUUGUGCUUCAAGCAAGCUUUUAUUUAUAACAUGGCAGCGAAACAGAUUAGCAUGUCUCGCCCUUCUCACUUUCGCCCUCCUUGUGCUGCCCCCUCCACAUUCCCAAGGGUAAAGGUCACAUAAGUCCCCCCUUUUCAUAGCUGUCUCAGGCAAUGCCUGUUACGACCGAUUAUUAGGGCCAUUUUGAGAAAAAAUAUGACAUUUCGAGAACAAACAAGACAAAAACAACGAUACACAAAAACGCUGCGCUCCGCUGUGUGUGUGUGAUAACAGAGUAUAAGUAGUCAAGGUGGAAUUGCUUGCAGCUCCUCCCAGGCCAAUCAGCAGUGUACUGCAACACAUGACCAGCAGAGGGCAGCGAAGCAGCCCCACAGCACAUUACAAUAUUUUCACUUUAUUCUUAUAAAAUUACUGCUGAUGUUUCAAUUUUUGCUGCUGUAGUUUUGUCCCCUAUGUUUUCUUGUUAAAUUAUAUUUUUAGAUUGUGCCUUUGGACACCCCGAUGUAUAACAAUUUACCACAUGU
Molecule: messenger RNA, 3206 nt
Organism: Dunckerocampus dactyliophorus (ringed pipefish)
Lineage: Eukaryota; Metazoa; Chordata; Actinopteri; Syngnathiformes; Syngnathidae
Gene: eif1ad
Product: eukaryotic translation initiation factor 1A domain containing
Exons: 5
Coding region: 171-680 (169 amino acids)
Biological process (GO): translational initiation
Cellular component (GO): nucleus
Molecular function (GO): RNA binding; translation initiation factor activity
Source: RefSeq, a predicted model, not a curated record